CUGAAGCUACUGUAGCUCCAGUCAGGUGCUAACGUCAUCGUGAAAAUAACCCAUUGUACUCUCAGACAUAUUAUAUGUUUUCAUGCAUAAUAUCCUCAGGCUAAAAGAACAAAGAUGGACAGAAAGGACAUGGACAUGGCGAACGAAAAUCAAUUGGAGAUGCAGAAUUCGAAGCUAAAAAAAUCUUACGAAUUUGAUGACAUAUUAGCUAUGGUCGGUGGCUUCGGUCGAUAUACUUUCCUUCUGUACACAUUUAUGUGUAUAGUACCUCUGCCUAUCGGUUUGCAGCAGCUUGUUCAAGUUUUCUACGGCGCAACUCCAAAGUAUUCCUGUGCUGCUUUUUCGCAAACACAGGAGAAUAACACUUGCACAGUCCUUAAGGGUGGAACAUGCUGUGAAAAAUGCGCUGACUACAAUUUCACCGGUGGAUUCACUAGUGCAGUUACUGAGGUGAGAAGUUCGCACGUAUUCUUUAGCUCGGUACAGUAAAACCGGGGGAAACUCCCUGUGAUGGCCUAUACAGGCAGGCUCCUCCCGAAAAGGGUACCUUUAUCAGGGUUCUCGUAAAUAAAACGGUAGGGAUUUCUUGAGUUGAAGUAUAUGAGAAGGUAGGGAAAAUUAUCAUUUAGGUGUUUAUAGCCAAUGUACCGACGUCCCCCCUCCCACUCCUCCCGAUUUUUUUCUGAGGGAGAGGGACUUCUGUACACAUGCUAGGUGUUUAAAACGACUUUUAACUGAAACAUUUCUAACCGACGCACCGUUAGUUGGUAGGUGAAAGGGGGAUCAUUUCCCAGUGGAGAGUGUACGGAAGGGGUACUUUUUUCUGUUGAAAAUUGUAUAUAAAAAGCUCCCCGUAUGAAACUUUGUUGAUUAACCCUCUCCCCGGAUUUAUAGUAAACAAAAAUCAUAAGUUGAUUGUCGGAAACACUUUGACAUCUUUGUGUACCUUAUAACAUGAAAUUUUCGCGACACGUUGAUUUUGCAAAUUUCGCGACACAAAAAAAAUCGCGAAAUUAAUUUUACACGAUCAAGAAGUGUCGCGAACUUGAUAACAUGACACGAUAAUUAAGUGAUUGACUUUACGUUCAUAUUCAAGAAAGAACGAGUUUAUAACCAGUUAAAUGUUUACACAAUCACAUUUUUUACUUUUCUAAGGAAUUUUCAGUUUAAAUGGAUGUUGUGGUCAAUUGACUCAAGACGAUGAUUCACGUACAAGCAUGAACUGCUUGUGGACAUUGUGAGAACUGCUUUGUUGUUACUGUUGACAUUAAGUCUCGCUGUUGCGUUUUUCUUAAUUUUGACCUUACGUUCCUUUGAUAAAGUAAUUUUAUUUAAUUGAAGGAGAUGCUUAUAAAAUGUAAAUUGAAAUACUCAAAAACGUGAAAUUAAACUGAUUCAAAAUAUAAAAUUUUCGCAAAAUCGCGAAAUUUAAGUGUCACAAAUAAGCGCACAUCAAAAUCGCGAAAUAAACAUGUCGCGAAAAUUUCAUGUAAUAAGGUACUUAAUUCAGCUCUUAGGUAACGCUCGCACUGAAAUACUGAAACUCGACUGGACAAAAAACUCACUACGAAUGACCAGGGUUCAGUGAACUGAGAGAAUGGAAGGUGAAAGAAACAAUUGGGUGUCCAUUUCCUUUAAGUAAAAGUAAGAGACCUUAGGAAUUUUUCGCUUUAGUACCUUCAUAUUCUGGAUUUGCAUUUUUUUGUUGACUCUUAGAAGGGAAUUAUCAAGGCAGUCUUCAGUGAUUUUAACUCUUUUGUUCCUUUUAAGCGUUCUACUGAAUGUUAAUUCCAUACUUGACUUACAAAAAUAACUCAUGGAUAUAAAAACAUUUCUACAAAAAAUAAAACUGGAAUCCAUCGCAAUUAAUCAAAUAGAACAAUUUCAUUCGCGAAAUUGCACAAGGUAUGAUGACUGCAACAGCAGUGCAAUGGUGAAGCUGUGGGGAGGAUCCGGGGAGUACCGACACCUUCCCCCUUUGAAUUGGAACCAUCAAAGAGUUGUGAAACAUGCUUAAACUUAAAUUGCCACAGAAUGAUUGCAAACGAGUUUCAUCUAGUAAAGCAAAUUCUGAGUUCUGAUUGACUAUCCUAGCGGUUAAGAUGGGCGCAAUCUUACGCGGUCGCCAUUUCCCGCUUUGUCCCGCAACAAAAGAUUUUGUUUAGGCCAUAUCAUAAAUCUUAAUUGACCAUGAAUCUUGUUCUUGUUUCUUCCCAUUAAAUGCAAUAAAAGAACCUGCCCAGCGCAAUAUUAGGUGACCUCCACCUCAGACAAAUGAGGUGUCCGCCUUAAUGCUUACGAAAAGAAAGUAGAGAGUUUUAGAUCCGAGUUUACCGCAAACCUCUAACCGCGGUUUGCGGUUACCCGUCUGCGGUUCGACGGUCAAACAAAAUUCGAUUUAGAUUGGCGGUGGAUUAAAUUAAGGCCGCCAUUUUGAAUCAGCAGCCAUGAAUGGCACUUGUUUUCAAGAUCCAAUAGGAUUUAUAAAAUUUAGCAUUUCGCCCAAAUUUGUGCCUCUGUUAAUGGAUAAAGACUUGCUCCACAAGAUUUUUGUAUCAUUACGUGGGAUGAAACAAGAAUUAUACGCUAAAAGUGUUCAGGUAAAUGACAUACGUGAAAACCUAUCUCCCCACGUUGAAAACGCACGUCGUAAACCUCAAACGUGAAGCGAAAGACUUGUCACGUGACCUCCAGCGGUUAGAGGUUCGCUGUAAACUCGGAUCUAAAACUCUCUAAUGACUGUUUUACGAGAGGUAGAAUUUGAGCUGACAAAGUUGGCUGAAAAUUGACGUGGAAUUAAACUGCUUAAGCAUGGUACUGUUUGGUUUUCGUCAACAUUUUGCCAAAUGAAAUAUGUAGUGUUAUAUGAACUACCCUUAGAAAUCAUACAUUUUCCUUCUUUUUCUUCCUUAUAUCUUUUGUUUUCAGUGGGACCUAGUUUGCGAUAGGAAGAUUCUGAAAGCUAUGACCCAGUCCGUUUACAUGGCAGGAUUAUUAGUUGGUUCAGUUGUAUUCAGCAUUCUGUCUGAUCAUUUCGGCCGCAAGAUCGGAAUUUUUCUCAGUAUCUUUGUCAUGGUGAGUAUAUUGCACAUCAUCGGUCUAUACACGGCUGUUGUCGGCAAAACGGACAACAAAAUGUCCUAGUGUUUAGAUUGAAGAAUUCAGGUUGUUUCUCACCUUGGACGAAAGCAAGGAAAGGAUUGUCAUUUUGAAAAAUUAGUCUAAAUUUCAACGAGUAUCACUGUGUCAUUAUGUGUCGGACAAAUUGCUAAAUACUAUACAUUUCCUUAUUUCUUCCAUUUACUCACUAACUAUUCCUUUUGUGUUAAAGUUGCAGCUUGUAAAAGAGAGAAAGCAUUUUGUCAUAUUGUUAACAACCUUCUUUCAAGAAUUUUCAACGCAGUAUUACUAACUUAAUGCAACAGUUUUAUAGACAUUCGCAAACCACAAAGCCUCAUGGGAUGCGAAUGGCAAAACAGAAUCACUGUUUCUCUAUUGUGUAUACUAAUACGGCGCUAAAAAAAUGAUAUAACAACCGCAUCAAGCGUUUCAUUUUGCUACCUCAGUUACUGGUUUUCAGCAAAUCAAUCAGUGAUGACGGUUGAAACCUAGACAAAAUGUAUCUUUCGGCCUGCACUUUGGGUGCAUCAUUCCACUCACAGGCUUACUUCUGAAGGAUAAUAUUUAUGAUUUCGUUUUAUGUUAUAUUUACAGGUUAUUGGUGGUAUAGUAUCUGCUGUCGCAGACUGCCUUUCCCUUUUCUCACUCUUUCGUUUCAUAGCUGGAGCUGCUACAGUUGGCUGUAUCCUCGUUCGAUUCGUCUAUUGCAUGGAGAUUAUCGAGAUUCGUCAUCGCACUGCAGGAGGGUUUGUUAACAACAUUUUCGUAAGUGCUGGGUAUGCUGUACUGUCGCUCUUCGCUUAUCUUAUUCGUGAUUGGAAAUAUCUUAUGCUGGCCGUGUCUCUACCUGGACUGCCAUUGCUUCUAUGUUGGUGGUAAGGAUAUUUUCAACCUCACUUUUUUCAGGGGCGUAGCCAACUUUUUGGCUUGUUGUAAGCCUGGCUGACUGCGGUUGGAAUUUCAUUUCCACAUCAGGAUACUGAAAAAUGCUUGUUUAUAAUUUUGUUGAUUGCACACAUGACUAGUAUGCAGUGACCGGCCAACACCGUGACUUUGAGUCUUUGAUGAUCACUAAGAUGUUAAAAAGGUCGUUAUUGAAAAUAACACCCACAAGCAUACGUGUGAGUUAACAACAAUCACUUUAUAAUAAUAUGUAUACCUAAAGAUAACAUGUAAAUUGAAAUUCUAAAUAAUAUUAAAAAGAUAUCUAUUGAUAACACAUUUCUUGAACCAUUCAGUCCAAACAAGCUUUACAACGUAGUCAUGACCCUUGUGUCGUAGAUUCCGCGUACGAAUCAGGGAAGAAGAUCAUUUUAACAGUGAUUGUCAGUGGUCACCAAAUCUCUUUCUCACAUUAAAUCAGUUACAGGAGUGAACUUAGCAGUGUACCCAUAUUUGACUGCACGCUUACAAAACCUAUCUAUCAGAGAAACGUAUUUACUAUUAAAGGCACAGGCUCAGACUUCAGUAGCACAACUGAAUAAUAAUAAUAACCAAUAAUUUACAUUUAUAUAGCGCAAACCUCUAUAUGAAUAUAUUCGGUUUCGCUUUACAAUAUUGUUAUAUUAGAUUUAUGUUAAAGGUGACUAAAGCGUGAGAAACUAUUAAAAACUACAAUAAAAAGUAUUAAAAACUAUAAAAAACCUACAAUAAAAGCCAACAAUUAAAUCUAUGUAAAAGCUAAAUUAAAAAAAUGAGUUUUAACAGCAGUCUUAAAAGUGUCCCAUGUCUUCGUGUUGCGAAUUGCCGAAGGUAAUGCAUUCCAGAGAUAAGGUUAUUAUUAUUAUUAUUAUUAUUAUUAUUAUUAUUAUGAUCAUCAUUGUUAUUAUUGUUGUUGUUGUUGUAUUUGUUUUUUUCUUUUACAUAGCGUUGGCAAAAAUACAAUGGCAAUUAAAAGUUGAGCAAGAGUGGGUAUUAGCACAGAACCCCGGAGUUUCAUCAUAUUAUUACUUUUUUUCGUGUUUUCCCAACUUGUUGUUCUGCCUUGCAGUUAUAGGUAGGUGAAUAUCUCUUAGGAAGGCGAUGAGUGCUGUGAAGAGCUUAGAACCCCAACUACUACAGUGGCCAAUAUAACGUCUGGUUAAAGUCCCUUUAUUUGGCGUAUUUCCGCUUGGGGGUUCCCACCCCUUCUAUUGCAUCUCAUCCUCGGCCCUUAAAACAGCAAAGCCAUAUUUUCCAUAAAGAUCGUAUACCACCCAUAAUAUCAUUUGCCAUAUCUUCGUUUUUUGUUUAUUUUUGCAAGGAUUAUUCCAGAGUCCCCUCGCUGGUUGAUCGCGAAAAAUCGUCUGGACGAAGCUCAUGAGCUGCUGAUGAAAUACGCCAGGAAAAAUCGAGUUAAUAUCGACUCAGCACAACUCAAACAGGCCAUUCAAGAGUUUAAGAAGGAAGAGGAUAGAAAUCGGAAUCAGAUUAGGAAAAACUACGGUAUUCUGGACAUGUUCAGAACCAGAAGGCUCAGAAAAAGGUCUUUAAUUUGUGGAUUUAAUUGGUGAGUUUACAGGCUUUACAGCCUGGGAGUCUUUCAUAUCUUCCUGAAAUCCCUUUCUGUAAGCUUCCCAGGUGACAAAUACAACGAAUGUUUUUGUAACAAACCUUCUAUGAAAUUCAAAAUGUAUUAUAACUGUAUACUUUCUUGCAUUAUUAUUUCAACGUCGAUCGAGUAAUGCUUUCCCGACUCUUUAGAAGUCAUUGAAAGCGGUUUGUUACAAUCGAUGGCAAAAUUAGUGGUCUGGUAUAUUCAAGGAACAUAACAAACUUGCCACCUCUCGAACUCCUUCACACUGGAAAUGGCUUGUUUCGUGCAUUCAAUCUAAUCAGUGGUACAACAUUUCUAUACCUCUGUACCAUAAUAGAAUGAGCGCAAUUUUCUCUUCUUUUUAAGAUUCGGAAAAAAACGAGAGACAGAGUGUUUCAACGAGUUUCGAACACCGAUGGUUAUUCUUACGAACGCUGCUAUUCUUUCUAAAUUUGAACAAAAACGCUUCUUGGAUAACGAAUUGCAGCUUAGUCAAAGUAAAUUCAGUAUAACUUUCUCGCACUGGGCUGGUCCCUUCAAACUCUUAUGAGGCAGACGUAGUGUUUUAGGAAUGGUGCUCUACAUUCGCGAUCGGUGAUCAUGGCUUUUUGCGUCUUUGAUGAAGUGCUCCGGUCUCUGUUUAUCGUCCGAUUAACCUUUUUUUUUUUAACAUAGACCAUAAUGCAUUCCCCUCAGCAGUAAAGGCAGGGUCUGUGAUCGUAAGUGAGACCGUGCUGGCUAUGCCAUGUUGAUGAGUCCUAACAAGGACGAAACAGCUGUCCAUGGCUCCCACUGCCGGGGCGAUAUGGCUGUGCGCAUGCGUAAGGUACUAGCCAUACCGCGGAGUUGGUAGUAUGUGCCUCAGUUCAUAUUGUGGUCUUAUAAUGCACCUUGUUUACCCCCCUCCCUACAAAAACAACGCAUAACCAUUGUCUUCGAUUUCUCUUGGGACUACUGCAAUACCCAGGAGGAAUUGGAAACAAUGGUUGUGCAAAAUUCGAAGGCAAACAAGGUGCAUUAUGGUCUAUGUGAAAAUGGUGAAUAGUGACGACAGAAUGAAAAAGAAUGUAGAAUAUCCCUGAAACUUGCUCGUUUUGAAACCUCACUCUUUUUUCUCCUCGUUGAUGUCUUUGAGCUCUGCUCCGUACAGAUUCAUAUUAUCCAAAAUUAUUUCCCAGAUAUGAAGAUGGCGUUACCGUUCUACCCGGUAGCCAAGCCGUUUCUCCAGGGUAAGAUGCAAGGUGGCCGUAGUUACGGCAACGAGCACGUGCAAUUUACCCGUACUCAUAAAAAGAAUGGUAUAUCUUAACUGGAUCUCUAAUAUCUAAUACCAGUACUGUUUUCUUACAGGUUUGUGAACGCUUUGGUGUUCUUUGGUAUAAGCUUGAAUGUGGGAAACUUAGCAGGAGACAUGUACCUAAAUUUCUUCAUCUUGAGCGUCGUUGAAGUUCCAGGAGCAUUGCUAAUUUGGUUUUUUAUGUCUAGGUAUUAUCUGUGAUUAGGAUAUAUUUUCUGGUUUAAUUUUAUCGUGGUUUAAAAUUUUAUUUUCCUUUGUUUUAAACUCGUAAUCAUUGCCAGCAUACUCAAAAAAGGAAAGCAAGCCAAGGAUGAAUUGGAUACGGGAAAUUGGACCGCAACGACUAAUUCCAAUAUAUCUUCCAUGAGUACUUUUACUGAAAUUAUAUCAAGUAUAUUACCCCUCUUACACUUCCACACGGAAAACAUCUAACUGGAUUUGUAUAAAGUGCUUUACUUUGUAUACCGUAAAAGAUGAGCUUCCAAAGGAAUUUGUGGUCCGUUGUUUUGAUAGUUGAUUCAAUUUUUUUUGUAAUACCAUGAUUCAUAAUGGUAAUAGGACUGAGUGGAACCCAAUUCGGUCUGUAAUCAUACGAGUGACUAACAAAAUAGGACGAACGCGUAACGGGAGUCCGAUCAUCCUCGUUCCCAGGUUCUCUCUCCUAUCCUAUUCGCUCUGUAGGGACGGAUUGGAGAGAACCCUGGGAACGAGAUUGGAUUCCGAUUUGUUUAAAUCACCAGUAUAAUUACUGACCGAAUUGGACGACACGAAGUUCUGCUACCAAUUCAUCAUAACUAAAACAAAUUCUGUGAUAUUUUAAGCUUUUCUAAAAUUAAAAUACAGAAUAUUCCAAUAGUUUUUUUUUGUCUAGAAGUGAAAAUAAAAAAACCCAUUCAAGUGCGCGCGAUGGCGCGUGCUGUCCAAUUACUUAGACUUGACUGGUACCAUCCUAUUAGUGCUGAAAUCAGGACAGCUGAUAGCCCAUCAGAUUUGAGAAUUUUGUUUUAGUUAUGAAUAAAUGGAAUACGACAAGACAAAGUCAAUUUAUGAAAAUGAAGAAAUGAUCGUCGCAGUGAACGCAAUUUAUGCAAUGCGUAAGGAAGCCUGAAAAAAUUCAGGUUUGAAUUUCUGAAUUUUUUCAGGCUUCUUUACGCAAUUGCAUAAAUUUCGUUCACUGCGACGAUCAUAUCUUCAUUUUCAUUUCAUUUCAUUUCCGCAGUUCAUAUAUGAUUUAUUUCAUAUAUCAUUAACAAAGUCAAUUUAGUUUACCAAACUUUUUACUAGUAGGUGGUAGAUUUCUGGUAAUCGUUACAAUUGAUGCUUACUUGUCUGAAAGAUUUCAAAAUAUCGGUUCCUUCGAUAAGUUCAGUUUCGUCUGUGGCGCAGGCUAAUACUGCUUUGGCAAGUUGAGAGUGCGCUCAAAGUCCACUUUUUUUGUGCAACUUUCGAGAUCGACCGUUCGACAGCUUAGACCCAAAGUCGGCCAUCUUGAUUACGUAAGGAGAACGAACUCUGUACGAGUGCUAAUUGCCAUGGUAUAUCUUUUUGUAUCGACUUUUUAGAACCUUGUCUUAUACCUCUAAUGAUGACCGGAAAGGAAUGAAUAUCGAAAUUGGAUAUCGUAAAAUUACCCUCACUCUGACUAUAGAAAUCACAGAGGAUCUUUCUCCGGCUAUUUUCGUGCGCUCUUCACGAGGCUGCUGUCCUGCCCUCAGGUUGUGGUACAGCAUGCAUGAUUUCCUGGACUUUGGAUAACAGAUGUCUUAGCCACGAACCUUAAUUGUAACUAACGACAUUCAUUUUUUUCCAGAUUUGGUCGUCGUAUCCCGUACGCGUCCUUUAUGAUCAUUGGAGGACUGUCAGGAAUGCUAGUGCUGGCUGUUCCCAAAGAUGAAGGUAUAUUAAAAAGUUGCACUGAGUGCUAUAGCUACGUUAUCACAGAGAAAACCUUAAUCUAGUAAAAGAUUGCGGAGAGCAGACGACAACGGUCGAAGAUCAAAACGCUUUUGCUCCAUCGCUGUGCUUUGCGUGAUCAGAUUACGAAUGAUAGAAGCUCCAAACGCGCGUGAUCAAAUUGUGUUUUGUGCAUCCAUUAAUUCUUAGUGGAAGUCCAAAUGAAUGCUGGCUACAUACAUGCGACGCAUGCGCAAUAACAACCUGGAGAUUAGGAUUGCGGGCUCCUCUUGUCGCCCGUAAUCAUGUCGUUUAUAGUACGAGUAUACAAUCAAACCUCUCUACAAAGGCCAUUAAGCGGGGACUGAGGUAAGUAGCCGUUGACGGGAGGUGACUAUUUUGGAAAGGGUGUACUAGGACACCAAAUUUUGGGGGGAACAGGGUAGAGUUGUUUUAUAAAGAACAAUGCUAAUUAUGGCAUAUUUAUGCAUAAAACAAUCAAAAUAUGUCUGAAUAAAACAGAAACUAGCUAUUUAGAGCAAAAGUGUCAACAAAACAAAGAAAGUCAUGUAUACAAUGAGUGCGUUUUCAAAUUGUUGGCUUUAAAUUUACCUUUGUGGAGUUAGAAAGCACAGUCAGUGGCUGUCGUCAAGCCGACGUUAAAACAAGUGUGAAGCUAUGGAUUUUCUGCCAUUCAACGGCUUGCUAUCCUUUGACAGCAGAACUAAGUUUUAUAAGGAAAUGUUCUCUUUUUUCUAUUACUUUUUAAGAAUUACGGUUUAUUGUUACCAUACUGGCUGUUAUUGGCAAGGCCUGUAUCUUAGCAACAUUCCUGGGGAUUUAUGUCUUCACUGUGGAACUGUAUCCUACCAUUAUUAGGUAAGAAAACUUAAAUUUAUCGUUCAUGAUGCCGCGGCAACCUGCCUUGCGAACAUAGCAGUGAUGUCGCUCCUAAAUGGGGUGGGGAAGGUUUUUCUUUCUCCCUUUCCUUUAAUAAGUCAAAAUAACACCAUUAAAGUAAAUACCCUUGUUUUUAUAGUUUUGGCCCCCUAUGCCAAGUCUCUUGCCACAAGGCUACAUGGCACUUCUCCUGCAACACCGGACAACAUGAGAAGUGUCCAGGCCACAACCUAUCGUAUCUCAACGACGUAAAGUAAAAGGGAUAGUUAUGGCGAUAUCUUAUAACUGUUUAAGAUAUUUUGCACGCCUCUGUAUAACACCAAGAAUAUUUAAAGCAUCCUAUACUAGAGAAUAUUGCGUUCGGAGUGACAACACUCUAAGGCUCGAUUUCCGCCACUUUCUCGUUCGGGAUAGGAUCGCGGGCUCAUUUCCCGACCAGCGGCUGGUAAUCGAGCCUACAACACUAUAUAAAAUUUUAAACCCCGUCGGUUGCUCCCACGAGGAGAAAUCACCAUCCAGUAUAUAGAUACAACAAAUUGCUGUAUCCGAUGAGCCUGUGAACAGGCUCCCAAGAGGUGGAUAGGGCGCAGAGAAAGCUAGAAAGGUGGGUUGAGCUAGGAAAAGGGAAGAAAGGUAGGUAUUACCCUAGCAAGAUACCGCGCAUGCUCAACAAAGAUCGGUUACUCGAUAGAAUCUUUCUCGAGUACGCUGGUAGCGUGAACAACAGUAUAUCUUUUAAAAACAAUAAGGGCCUAAAUCUAACAAAAGUUCACCUUCAAACGUUUUCGAGUAGACGAGCGAAGAAAACGAAAUAGUCUCAAAUGUUUCUGAAAAUGAUAGUUUGUCAGGGUGUUAAGUUAAAGUAAGGUAGUUUAAAACAACAAGUAUAAUGAACAGUUGUCUUUUUCCGGAUAUCCUCCGGUGUAAGAACCUGUAAAACCCAUGGGUGACGUAAACAAGGAAGACAACGACGUCAACACAAUAGAACCUAUGAAAACAAAAGGUGCAAAACAAAAAACAAGUUUACGGGUUCUCACACGGAGGCAAACCCUCUUUUUCCUUUCUAGGAAUACUGGCAUUGGUGUGUGUUCUAUGAUGGCUCGUUGUGGCAGCAUAAUAACGCCAUUCAUCGUGUUAUUGGUUUGUACUUUCGACACUUUAAUUUCACAUGCAGAGAGAACCACAAUAUAUGAUUACCUACUUUUAAACAGCUGCUAUGUUUUAAGCACUGAAAGCAUUUUUCUUCAGUAUCAUAAUAUCAUAAAUCCGUAGCCUGAUAAUUACGGAGAGGAGGAGUUUGAUCGACUCGGUCUACAGCCCUGGAUGUCUGUAUGCGACUCCGAUUUUCCUGGCCUCCACACAGGCAGGUCGGAAUUGUUUUGCUAUUACAUGUUAUUAGGUGAUUUACCCACCAGAAGGCGUAGCAAUUAAAACCAUGCGCAGUCUUAAAAGAAGUCUCGAAACAUGAACUGAAUAUGGCCCUUCUGUAGCUAUAAUUUUCUCUUAUCCAGGCUGACCUUCCAAUCAUCAGCAAAACACUACCGCUGGUCAUUUUUGGGAUACUGGGGAUUAUCGCUGGCAUUAUGGCGCUCUGGCUACCUGAGACACUUUACAGUCCCAUGGCCCAGACCGUGGAGCAGGCGGAAGACUGGGACGAGGACUAUAAGAUAUAUUGUUGCAGACGUAGGCCCGUAAAGGAAGAAGGGGACAUUCUGUUAAUGGUCAGAGAAGAGGUCAAUGAUAAAGGACAAACACCACCAAUACACGUUACAGUUCCAACAGAGCAAAAAAAAGAUAGCACAGAUUAG
Porites lobata is the source of this 11533-nucleotide messenger RNA. NCBI's taxonomy places the organism in Eukaryota, Metazoa, Cnidaria, Anthozoa, Scleractinia, Poritidae. The record is from the annotation of a GenBank genome assembly.